GCUCUACUUUCAGGAGGCUUGGAAAACCUAACCUCGAAGACACGCUGCCUACUGCUGCUACCUGCUACCACGCACCUCCCGUUGGUUUCUGUUUGCAUUCAAAGUAGCAAGCUCUAAAAUGAAGAAGAAGGCCAGUAAAGUUGUGAAGAAUGCAACAGCGAAAUCAAAAAAACUGAAAGAUAUGUCAGUUGACGACUUCAUGCAGAGUUUCGGAGAGGGUGCGAGUGAUAGCGGUUCAGAAGAUGAACAGGACCAUGCGCCUCAGCCCCAAGCUCAAGGCAAGUCCAAGUCAGUGAAUGGCGUCAACGGGAAUCACGCUCAAAGCAGUGACGAGGACGAAAACGACGAUUCAGCUGAAGAGGAGGAUGCUGGUGAUGGGGAGUCUGGAGAAGACGAAGAGCUUGAUGGAGAAGAGGAAUCUGGAGAUGACGAGGAACUUGACGAAGAAGAAGUAUCUGGAGAAGACGAAGAGCUCGAUGGGGAAGAAGAUUCUGGAGAUGACGAAGGAGAGGAGAAUGAUUCUGGUGGAGAGGAUGAUGAGGAGGAUGCUGCGGACUCUGAAGCCGACUCUGGAGAUGAGAUGAUGGUUGGUUCAAAGCACAAAAAGUCACUGAAUAAGUUAAAGGAUCUGGACCCAGAGUUUUAUAAAUAUCUACAAGAAAAUGAUAAGAAGCUGCUUCAGUUCAAUGCAUCCGAUAGUGAAUCCGAAAGUGAAGCAGAUGGAGAUGAACAGGUUCACCGCCCUGGAAAAUUAGAUAGUGAUGAGAGUGAUUUUGAAGGAGGAGAUGAUGAUGAUGAUGAAGACGAUGACGACAGCUCGCCUAAGAAGAGAAGCGGUACUGUUACACUUAAGAUGGUGGAAAAAUGGCGUGCUAGCCUGCAGUCAGAGAAAAGUGUGCAAACUAUCAGCGAUGCUGUGGAAGCUUUCCAUGCUGCUUUAAUGCGAGUAGCCCCUGAAGACGAGCGAUCUGCUUGUGCUUAUAAAGUUGACGGCAGUGCUGUCUUUAAUGCUGUUGUUCAGAUGUGUGUGCUAGACUUGCUACCAGCUCUUCGCAGAUAUCUAAAUCUGAGUGAAGUUUCACUCAAUUUCACUAACCCAGCCAAAUGCAAGCGUUGGUCUAAAGUCAAAACACUUUUAAGAUCUUAUGUAACUGAUUUACUCCAACUACUUCAGGGUGUUGCAUCAGUGAAUAUUUCUACAGUGGUCUUAAAGCAUUUGCACCAGAUGACUCCAUUUGUUGUUUGCUUUUCUGUUGUGACCAAACAAUUUGUGAAAAGGAUGAUCAAUUUAUGGUCAACAGGUGAAGAAACUGUCAGAGUUGUUGCUUUCAUGUGUCUUUUGAGAGCUACAUCCCUCCAGAAGAAUACAUUACUGGAUCAAACUCUACGUCACAUGUAUUUAGCAUAUGUUCAAAAUACUAAAUUCAUCUCUCCAAACACUCUCCCUGGAAUCAGUUUCAUGAGAAGAUCUCUUGCAGAAAUGUUCCUUCUGGAUGAAAAUGUCUCAUAUCAACAUGCAUUCAUGUACAUUCGACAGCUAGCUAUUCACCUGCGGAAUGCAAUCACAUUACAAAAGAAAGAAGCCACUCAGUCAGUUAAUAACUGGCAAUUCUUUUCAUCCUUAGCUCUAUGGGUAGAAGUGCUUGGGGCUUCAAAUAAGACUGCUCUCCAGCCUCUCCUUUAUCCAGUGGUGCAAAUCAUAGUUGGCGCUAUCAAGCUUACUCCAACAGCUCAGUAUUUCCCUCAGCGUUUUCAUGCUGUACGCCUUCUGGUCAACCUCUCCAAGAGUACUGGAAUCUUCAUCCCAGUACUACCUUUCUUGCUUGAAAUCCUGAAUUCGUAUGACUUCAACAAGAAACACACCAAGGUUUCAAUGAAACCUCUGGAUUUCAGUUGCAUCCUCAGAGUUUCCAAAACACAGCAGCAGGAAAAUGGUUUCAAGGAUGCUGUGAUUGAAAACAUCUAUAGCUUAUUACUUGAAUCUCUCUCUAAUGAUUCACAAUCUGUAGCUUUUCCGGAUUUGGCUUUACCCACUAUUUUUCAGAUUAGAGAAUUCCAAAAAAAAUGUAAAGUAGCUAACUACACCAGAAAGUUUAGACAAAUUUUAGAAAAGAUUGAGGAAAAUUCCAAGUUUAUAGAAAUUGAGAGGAAAACAGCAGCCUUUAAACUCUCUGACACCAAGGCUAUUGAAGACUGGGAAACUGCAGUUAGGGUGAAGGGCACUCCCCUAGAGAAGUUCUGCACAUCGUGGAUGAAAAUGAAUGCUGCAAGGGAAGCAAAACUGAAGAAGGAUACCAUUGACAUCUCUGAGAACCUUCCCAAAAUUAACAGAAACUUGAAAAGGAAGAAGGGCAGUGCAGAGGGUCCUGUCACUCUGCUUCCGUCUGAUGAUUCGGACUCUGAUGGUGCUGACUUUGGUGAUGAUGACGACGAUGAUGAGGAGGUUGCUAAGAAACCCCGAGGCAAGCGUGGUAAGAAGACAUCAGCGGGAGCCAAGAAGAAAGUUAAGAUUUCUCACAGCCAGAAUGAUGAUGACGAUGGUGCUGCAGAUGUGGUGGAAGAUAUGAACCUUUCAGAGUGGUGAUUUGAUUAGUGUAAUAUCGAUAUUUGGCCUUUUGUGAAAGGUAUCAUUAAUGGUACUCUCUGUGUACAGUGUAUAUUGUUUUGUAACUUUAAGAUAAUAAUUACUCUUUUAGUGGAA
This is a messenger RNA of Thrips palmi, 2701 nucleotides long. RefSeq names its product nucleolar complex protein 2 homolog (gene Noc2). Gene Ontology annotation, cellular component: Noc2p-Noc3p complex; nucleoplasm; nucleolus. NCBI's taxonomy places the organism in Eukaryota, Metazoa, Arthropoda, Insecta, Thysanoptera, Thripidae. Gene Ontology annotation, biological process: negative regulation of transcription by RNA polymerase II; ribosomal large subunit biogenesis. Gene Ontology annotation, molecular function: histone binding; transcription corepressor activity. Bases 119 to 2584 code for a protein of 821 amino acids. The record is from RefSeq and is a predicted model, not a curated record. The transcript has 2 exons.